AAAAUGUAAUGCUUGUGCUUGUCAGUUGUCACUCUUGUUGAUUGAAACUAUUUUAAGUUUGAAAUUGUACUGGUAAUUGAUAAAAGUUGUUAUAUGCAAAUUUGUUCUGUUAAAAACCAAAAUGAUAAAAAUUCCACCUUGGACAGGGGGUACCGAGGAGGAGUACGAAACGCAACAUUUUGGUUUCGGUGCUCAAAGGCUUAAAAUAUCCGUUCGCCAGAUGGUGGAACAAAAAAUUCGAACUGGCGUCAAAGACAUGGAAACAUAUCUUCAAGAUUCAUUGGAUUUAAAUGAUACAGAUAAGACUACGUUAACUCAUUCAUGUGAUAAACUCAUUCGUUUGUAUUGCGAGAGAGCAGGGCUGUCUCUAGAUAUUGUGGACGAAGAAAUUGAGCGUGUUCUUAAAAUACCUCCAAAUGUUUUGUUACCUGAAGAUGAAGUACAGUUAGAACAGGUAUCAGACGAAGAAUAUUGUAAGCUACGGGAGGAAGUUGUUUCCUUACGAAAGAGGGUGGAAAGAGGUGCUUUGAUGGAGGCUUUGUUAACUGCUGAAGAAGAAGAAUUAUCUUCAGUUGAAAAGGUAUGCGAGAUAGCUAAAAAGGAUAUGGAAGUACUAGAUUUGUUGCAAAAGAAUUUAGAAAGUAGUGAUAGUGUGAAGACUAUUCAAAGUGAAGUGCUUUUUCUAUGUGCCAGUGUCCCAUUUAUAAACAAAAACAAUCAAAAUAGUCUAUUUAAUGAAUAAUUGUACAUAAAUGUAAAUUAGAUUAUAAUCGUUUCAAAUUAAUAUAAUAUGGUAUAGAAUAGUGUUAAAAUUAAAUUGAAUAAAACUAUAACUUUAGUAUAAUUUUAUUUCUUAUAACUAAACGAAAUAAAUUCAACAACAGUUUAUAUUA
Messenger RNA from Melitaea cinxia (Glanville fritillary), 893 nucleotides. Its product is annotated as protein MIS12 homolog. The coding region runs from base 122 to 742 and encodes 206 amino acids. Gene Ontology annotation, cellular component: nucleus; chromosome, centromeric region. Lineage: Eukaryota; Metazoa; Arthropoda; Insecta; Lepidoptera; Nymphalidae. The transcript is spliced from 2 exons. The record is from RefSeq and is a predicted model, not a curated record. Gene Ontology annotation, biological process: mitotic cell cycle.